Molecule: messenger RNA, 1327 nt
Organism: Sclerotinia trifoliorum
Lineage: Eukaryota; Fungi; Ascomycota; Leotiomycetes; Helotiales; Sclerotiniaceae
Source: the annotation of a GenBank genome assembly
ACCCUACGGAGUACUUGAACCCCUCAUCCUAUCCUAUCCUGCCCUUACCAUACCAACCAAAACCUUCCAAAUACCAGAUCAAACUCCCACCGUUACAUUCCCCAUCCCUCAUCCCUCAUCCAUGACCUUCUACCCUGAUCGAUCUAAUCCUCUUCAUAACCUAAAAUAUCCCAUAACCAUUUUAAUAUAUAAAUAAGGAGAGUGUAUAUGUGCGACUAAAUUUCCUGCUGAUGACGAACGGGUGUACAGGCAUGGAGUACUGCGUAGAGUAUGGAGCUGAGGUGAAAGUAAGCGCUGAGUAUAUCUUUUCUAAACCUUCUAUUCGGUAUUGACGCCGUUAUGGAGCUUAGUUUAGCGUGUAGAGAGUACAGAGUACAUAGGUACUUUUUCAGCCGUCUAGUAUCUGGUCUCUGUCUAGGUAGGUAGGUAUGCAUUAUUGUUUAGAAUAGAGCGUUGAAGUUUAAAAGAUAUUAUCUAUCUGUCCGUCCAUUCAAUUACUUAAUUACUCAAUGAAUCGAUUAAUGAAUCCAUCAGUUAAAUCUCAAUCCAAUUCCCAAUCCCAAUCCCAAAUCCCGAAACCCAAAUCCCUAAUAACCGUUAGGGCCAGCUAACCUGACCAUCCUCAUCCUCAUCCUCAUCCUUAUCCUCACAAUCCAACCUCUAGGUCACCCAUCCAUCCCCACCACAACGCGGCCACCCCGAAACCCUCCUUCGAAUUCCCUCCUCUCCUCCUCUUCCCUACCUCACCUCCUCAAACAAAACAUUGUAACCGGACACCGAGACCGAGGACAGCCUCGCCAGUGGCCACUCAUGAUUACUUACCUAGUACCUACCAAAAAUCACCACAACACCGAAAAAGUCGAAAGUGCGACGAGAGAAGAAAAAAGAAAAGAAAAAAAGGACAAACAAGGAUCCCAAGUAAAUCAAACCCCGAUAAAGUAAUACGCUAGAAAAGAUGCCAACACGAUGGAUGGAGUAAAUGAAAGAAUGUCCAUAGCGUCUUCUAGAAGUUUUCCUCUUUUGAAAAAAAAAAAUUGGAAUUUGGAUGUGGGUAUGGAUGGAUGGGUAUGUGUGGGUUACAUGGGAGGGAGGGAAGAUGGGAAUUAAGGUUCCGGAGGUAUUGUUCUCCGUAUGUGUCUGUGUACAGUGUAUGGUAUGUGUGUAUGCGGUGAGAUGGUUGCGGGAUUAUUUUCGGGUGGUGUUUUUGCUUUGUUUUGGGUGUUGGUGGUAUUUAUUUGUAAAUGGUGGUAGAGUUUAGAGCGAUUAUGAUAAUGAUAAUGAUAAUGAUAAUGAUUAUGAUUAUGAUUAUGAUUAUGACAAUAAAAAG